Molecule: messenger RNA, 2781 nt
Organism: Panicum virgatum (switchgrass)
Lineage: Eukaryota; Viridiplantae; Streptophyta; Magnoliopsida; Poales; Poaceae
Product: triphosphate tunnel metalloenzyme 3-like
Exons: 6
Coding region: 314-943 (209 amino acids)
Biological process (GO): meiotic sister chromatid cohesion, centromeric; mitotic spindle assembly checkpoint signaling
Molecular function (GO): protein kinase activity
Source: RefSeq, a predicted model, not a curated record
CAAUGCUGCGCCGCAACCCCACCCGCAUCGAGCUCCGCUCCUCCGACCGCGACGAGCUCGAGGACCACCUCCGCGCCGCCGCCGGCACCACCCCACCACCCGCCACCCCCACCGGCUACACCACGCCGCCCCGGCACACCACCUCCUCCUCCUCCUCCAACCCCCUCCUCCACCUCCUCCACCCGCCGCCCGGCGCCGCGCCUUCCAAGGCCCAGCGCAUCGGCCUCUCCACCACCACGACCCCCUCGGGCUCCAACCCACCCAGGCCCUCCUAGCUCCCUCCCCUCCCCUCAACCCCCCAAAGUCCAUCCCCAUGGAGGUCGAGAUCAAGCUCCGCCUCCCCGACGCCGCCGCCCACCGCCGCCUCUCCUCCUUCCUCGCGCCCCGCCUCCGCCGCACCCACGCCCAGCGCAACCUCUUCUUCGACGCCGCCGCGCGGACCCUCGCCGCGGCCACCGCCGCGCUCCGCGUGCGCCUCUACGGCCCCGACGACCGCGCGCCCCUCCGCGCGGUGCUCGCGCUCAAGCGCCGCCCGCGCAUCGACGCCGGCGUCAGCCGCGUCGAGGAGCUCGAGGACCCGCUCGACCCCGCCCUCGCCCUCGCCUGCGCCGACGACCCCGCGCGCCUCGGCGGGGUCGACUCCCCGAUCCUCCGCCUCGUCGCCGCCGAGUACGGCGUCGGGGGGCACGCCGCGCCCUUCGUCUGCCUCGGCGGGUUCCGGAACACGCGCGCCGUCUACGAGCUCCAGGACGAGGGCCUCGUGCUGGAGCUGGACGAGACGCGGUUCGACUUCGGGACCAGCUACGAGCUCGAGUGCGAGACGGCCGACCCUGACCGGGUCAAGGAGGUGCUGGAGCGCCUGCUCACGGUCGCCGGCGUGCCGUACCAGUACUCCCGGAGCAAUAAGUUCGCCUGCUUCAUGGCAGGGAAGCUGCUUCCUUGAGUAGGCAUUGAUCAGGCGGAGAUAUACAGCUGAUGCAGAGAGGUCCCCUCUGGUGAUCCAAGGACCAGGGCACAGGACUCCACAGCUGCAGCUGUUGUUGCUGCUGUUCCAGAAGACGGCAUCACGCCAUCUUGUUAGCACCAAAUCAGAGCAUUUGAUUGUUGUUGUGUGGCGGUGUGCGCUUUUGUGGGAGCGUUGUUCGAGAUCCAAUCCAAUGAACAUUUUGUCCAUUCAGCUGCUGUAGUGUGCGAACAACUGAAGCGUGCGACACUGGAAUAGGUUUUGAGACACGGCAUGGCGAGUUUAAUGUGCUGGUCACUUUGCCAUGAACAGCUUAUUCCAGACAAGAUUUCUGCAACAUUUUGUACACGGUGAUCCAGACAAGAUUUCUGCAACAUUUUGUACACGGUGGUGUCCGCAGUCAUCGGCAGCAGUGCUCGCCGGCCGCCGGUAUACGGCACCGGAUUCCGUGGGAAAACAACAGAGCCCCGUGAAGGUCUGGCAAGUGGGCCGGGUGCAGUACAGGAUGACAGGUGGGCCCUACCGUAACCCUCCCAUGGCCGUUGCCCUUCGGAGGGAGAUAAAACCAAACCAAUUCGAAAUGGGAAUCUCGCCUUGCCGGCCGGCCGGCCGCCACUCAAAUCGAAUCGGAGGCAUGGCCGCCGCCGCAGACGGAGAGCAGGACAAGGAGCUCCUCUCCUCGGUGGUGGCCGACAUCCGGAGCUACUCCGGCUCCGACCCCCUCCGCCCAUGGCUCCGAGGCGUGCGGAAGAUGGAGCGGGCGCUGCCGCCGGCGACGUUGCGGGAGAAGCUGCCCAGGUUCCUCCAGAAGUGCGCCCAGGAGUUCCAGGACGACCUACGCUACCGCGACGAUCCCCGCUACCUCCGCGUCUGGAUCCAGCUGGUGACCCACCCUCCGACUCCGAUUGCUGCAACCACCCGUCUCGGCCCUCUUCCUCGUCCCCUCUUUACUGCCGACCCAAUGCAUCAUAAAUUCAUGGUGGGGCUCUUGAGCAAGUAAGAAACCAUCUUACUGGGUUUUUCUUCAUUCUGUAGAUGGACUACGUGGCGGAUGCGAAGCCAUUGCUCAAGAAGAUGGAGAGGAAUCGAAUUGGCCUUAAGAGAGCUUCAUUUUAUAUGGCUUAUGCACUAUAUUAUGAGAAGCACAAGAGGUUCAAUGACGCGCAGAAGAUGUACAAUCUGGGGAUCCACAACCUGGCAGAGCCUAUCAGUGAGUUGCACAAAGCACAUGAACAGUUUAUUCUUCGAGUGGAAUCAUACAAGAGGAGGAAAGAUAAAUUGCAGCAAAGAAUGCCUACGAAAGCUGAUCCAAGUGCUAAAUUGCCUACAAAAGCUGGGCCUAGUACUACAUCUAUGAAGCAAGUUGAAGGUGAAAGCAGAAACGGUAAACAACCGAAAUCCAAUACAACUCAGAAGUCAGGGAGCAGUUCCACUUCAUUAGGUUGUUAUCCUCCAUUAGGGCCAGCUAAAGUUGGUAUGCUAUCCAGAGGCAACUCAGGAGCAAACAACAAUUUGUCCCGUUGUAAUAGCGACGAUACUGUAGUUGUAAGGUUUGUAGGCUCUGCAUUGGUUGGGAAGUCAGAAACUGAAGAUGCCUGCCAUCAUGGCCUAGUUGAACCAACUAUAAACACUAAGGAGGCUAUGGAUGCCAUCAAUAGCAUGUUUUUGGAGCCAGUGGAACCUGAGACAACACUCAAGAGACGCUCAAAGCGUGAAAAGACAAGCUGUAAUCAGCAAACAAGUGCAUUUGAUAUCUUUGUUGAUGAAGAUGAGCCUAACCAUAAUAAUCCAAAGAUGAUCCACAGCAAUAGCAUGAA